AUGUCGACACGUAGAAGCACGCGCGCCGCGAGCAGUCGUGCGGAAUCCCCGCCUGCUGCCCCAACUCCUCAGCGCCGUACUGCUAGAAGAGCAGGAAAUGUUCAGUUACCAGCAGUCAACCUUCGCGCCAGCACUGCUUAUGGCACCAACACCACUCCAUUAAUGUCCGGCCGGAGUGGCCAUGAAGGCAACAGACAAGUGAACGACGUUCUUCACACUCUGCUUGCCCCCAAAACCAAGAAUGAUGAUAAAGCAAGUACCGCUACUGGUCGCAGUGGUAGAGGUCGCCGUAGCGGUCCAUCCCGUGGUGACAACUUAGUUGAAAUCGAUCCCAAUCGGACCUAUGGUGUUGAAGAUAGUGUUUUUCGAAAUGCAGGUUUUGAUACUUCUUCAAUUGACCAACCAAGCGACUUUAUUCAUGAUGAGCCACAGGUGGAAAUACCGCAGCCAGACCCGAUCUUUGAAGAUCCUCAUAUUCACCACCGCCAUCAACAACAGCAAUCCGCCCAGAGAGAGGAGCGCCUUCAGCAUUUACAAAACAGAUGGAAGUUUGAAACUCCAGGAGCCCCGUAUUGGGUCACAGAUUCUAUAAAUUGGACUAAAGAGUUAUUCUCUUCCUUCCUGAAUCUUGCAGCCUUUCUACUGCACAAACUUUCGAGCAAAUGGACUCUGGGACUCUUAGCCGCGCUUCUGUUUUUACUUUUCGUACGAGCUUCUGAAGCUCCCGAAAUCAGUUACGACUUUGAAGAUACAGAGGACUCGAUUCUGUCACGCUUCCAUCGGCCUACUGUUGAAGUGCCUUAUUGGCUCAAACACCCAUGGAACGCGGCUAAAAUUAAGAUUAGCCCAGACGAUGUCCAAGAACUCUCCACCCAAAUACUCACCACACAAAAUGACGUUGACGCUCUUAAGAAGCAAAAUAAGCUAGCUCACCAAACAAUUACAAAACUCAGGAAUUCCCUUCCCAAUUAUGUUGCCAUAAGGAGAGAUAGCAACGGGCACCUGCAAAUUCCGUCUGAUUUUUGGCAGGCUAUGAAAGACUUGAUCAUAUCAGAUCCUGAAUUACAUCCCAACGAAGAGCCGGAGAAAUCGACGGGAGUUACUACCAAACAUUCUGACAAGGGCUCUGGAAAGGCGUUCGAUGACUGGUUGACCUCUAACCGGGCCAAGGUUACUACUUGGACGAACGCCGAGCUGGAAAAGCGUUUCCCUAGUCUUAUGAAGGACAACAUCGUCGUGGCUAAGGAGGAAAUCAUUGAUAUGAUUCGUGAGAACUGGAAGGACAACCAGAAAGCGAUACAGGCAGAAUACACCACCAUUACGAAGAAUAUGGACCAGCAGCAACGCCAGAUCAACAAAUUGCUCCAAGAAGGCGGCCAAAACAAACAACAGAUUAAGGCUUCGGUCCAGAAAUAUCUGAAAGAACUCCUUCCAGCUGCCCAGCUGGAGGCUCAAAGCAGGGCCAACAUCAAGGCCAGCGCUAAUUGGGGCAAUACUCGGGUCAAUCACUGGUCCCAUAAGACAGGAGCUACAAUCGACAUCAACCCCACGUCCAAAAAUUACCAGUUCCCGAGCACAAAACUAAAUAUCUUCCGAAGGGCCUACCGAUACGCCAUCAGGAACCCUCCCCCAAUCCCAAAUCCACCAGAAGCAGCACUCACUUCGUGGGAGGAACACGGAGACUGCUGGUGCACACAUGCUGGUGGCCUCGACGGCCUCGGAGGCAGCAUCGCUGUUACUUCAGGCGCUAGCAUUUACCCAGAGCAAGUCGUCGUUGAGCACAUUGCACCUACGGCAUCUCUUCAACCAGGAGCAGCUCCAAGAGAAAUGGAGUUAUGGGCCUACAUUCACGACUUCGAUAUUUAUGAUACGGUGAAGAUACUAUCAACACAGAUGUUUCCACCCGAGUCUCGCGCGGUCGAGGCACAGCAAACACUUGGAUACGUCCGAAUUGCGACUUGGACAUAUGAUAUUGAAUCUACAGAAAACAUUCAGGCCUUCCCGGUUCAGCUUGAUUUAAAGGCAUUCUCGGUGCACACGAAUAAGCUGAUAAUUCGUGCGAAGAAUAAUUGGGGAGAGGGGAAAGUCGAGUAUACAUGCUUGUACCGCUUACGGGUGCAUGGGGAGAUUGGUGCAUCGCCGGGCUUUUGA
Molecule: messenger RNA, 2151 nt
Organism: Lachnellula hyalina
Lineage: Eukaryota; Fungi; Ascomycota; Leotiomycetes; Helotiales; Lachnaceae
Product: Sun domain-containing protein
Exons: 3
Coding region: 1-2151 (716 amino acids)
Biological process (GO): nuclear envelope organization
Cellular component (GO): meiotic nuclear membrane microtubule tethering complex; nuclear envelope
Molecular function (GO): protein-membrane adaptor activity
Source: RefSeq, a predicted model, not a curated record